UUAUAGAUUUUAGGGUUCAUAUUUUCUAUGGCGCUAGCGCUGAGGAGGCUCUCGAGACUUAGGCACUUCUCGACGCAGGUAAAUCUUCGAAGCAAUCCAGACGCUCGCGAUCACGGCCCUACGGCUGGGAAAUAUCGUGGCGAUCGUGGGAGUUCUAGCACGAAGAGCUCUGUUGAUGCGCAAGAAUCCGCCAAAUUCGCUGCUCUUUCUGGAACAUGGUGGGACGAGCUUGGACCGUUUAAACCUUUGCACGCCAUGAAUCCCGUCAGGCUCUUGUUCCUUCGCUCGGGGAUGUGCCGGCAUUUUAAGAAGGAUCCCAUUUCUCCGCGGCCUUUGGAUGGCUUGACGAUCUUAGAUGUAGGAUGUGGUGGCGGGCUUCUGUGCGAACCUUUAGCACGAAUGGGUGCUCACGUGACUGGAAUCGACGCCGUGGAAGAGAACAUCGAAGUUGCAAAGCUACACGCCGCAAAGGAUCCUUUGACUGCUACGAUUGUGUACCAGCAUACCACAGCAGAGCAGCUCGUACAGGAGAAGCAGCAAUUUGAUAUUGUCGCCGCUCUUGAGGUCAUAGAGCAUGUCGCUGAUCCAAUGGACUUCCUCCAGUCCCUGUCGUUGCUGACCAAGCAGGAUGGUGCCGUAGUUAUUUCCACGCUCAAUCGAUCACCUACAUCAUAUAGCCUUGCAAUUUUCGCAGCGGAAUACAUACUGGGCUGGCUCCCGAAAGGGACCCAUGAUUGGUCUAAGUUUCUGACCCCAGAGGAGGUUGCGUUACUUAUGGAACGUGCGUCGCUAACUGUACGAGCUCUGCUCGAGGAGAUGACAGGCAUGUUCUACGACCCGCUGAAGCAAACCUGGCGUUUAGCCGAUGACUUGAGCGUCAAUUACAUAGCCUGGGCUGCCAAGCGAGGAGAAUGAUCGAUGGAGCCGACGCGCCGCUCGUUUGCGACGCCUUGCUGUUCUGAACAAGCUAGAAACACAUAGUUCGAGGGAAAAAGUCAAAAAGAAAUUACUCCGGGACGCGGGAAAAGCCGAAUGCUUGACAUAUGAGUGGCCAACAAAGACUACAGAUCUGUCGGGGGAAACUUUGAGUCACCAGUAGCAGGAAACGUGGCUUUAGGUGGAACUCUACUGUUAAAAGCGCGCGCACGCAGGACAUCAUGCUACCCAUUGGUAGAAGUGGCGGAAGUUGGCAUCGCUUUUGACGGAUCUGGUGGGGUUGAGAAAAAGGUUCCCGCUCUUAAACAGGUGAAAGUAUCGAGAAUUCGCUGGUGGGAUAUUGAGCUUGGACAUUAGUGCAGCCUGGAUUUUUUGUUCCAGGCAGAUCUUCGGGGGCUUGGAAAAUGGUGGAGCAGUCUAGAAAAAGUAACAGGGGGGGAAAAAGCUUGUGAAGCAAAACAGGAGAUUUGUGUCAGGAAUGGAAGUAUGCCCCGUGUGCAUGCACGUAGAAUCUUCAUGGGUACCGGGUGGGCUUUGUCGGUGCGGCUCUGGAGAGAAAGAAACGCUUAGUUUAUGGACUGGCUGUCUGGGCUGGGAAGGAAGGCGAGAUCCAUCUUCGACGUGAAAGAUUCGUUCGAGUAGUUUCUGGAAGAGAAAAAAGAAGCGAAGGCAAACCAGGAAGAUCGAGAGCUGGGGGUGUCUGGAUCGACUGCCAGGAAUCGAUGAGAAAGCACUUGAUAGGAUGGAUUGAUAGAUUUUGGGAUACACUGUCCAUCCUAUCAAAAAUCAGAUAGAGUACGUGAGGAGGAGCGUUUGUCAGGCACUGUCAAUCCUUUCAGUCACCAAACAGGGGCUCGCUCACACAGCUUUGCGUACCACAGCGUACGAGCGAGAUUCUCUGUGGAGAAAUCAUCGAUUUUUUGGUCCAAUUGACAAGCUCUGUGAGUCAGGCGAUCUCUCUCACUUUUUUUUUUUCUCUCUUGCUUUCUUUCCCAACAGCUGCAGAGAGAAAACCACCAAGAGGAACACCAGAAAUCAAUAAUGGUGUGCCUAGAUUCUUUCUCUCAAUGUUCUCUCUUCUUUUUUUUUUUCCUAAGAUCAACCAAUCGAUCGAAAGGA
Molecule: messenger RNA, 2055 nt
Organism: Selaginella moellendorffii
Lineage: Eukaryota; Viridiplantae; Streptophyta; Lycopodiopsida; Selaginellales; Selaginellaceae
Product: ubiquinone biosynthesis O-methyltransferase, mitochondrial
Exons: 10
Coding region: 28-915 (295 amino acids)
Biological process (GO): ubiquinone biosynthetic process
Molecular function (GO): 2-methoxy-6-polyprenyl-1,4-benzoquinol methyltransferase activity
Source: RefSeq, a predicted model, not a curated record